Molecule: messenger RNA, 3586 nt
Organism: Oryzias latipes (Japanese medaka)
Lineage: Eukaryota; Metazoa; Chordata; Actinopteri; Beloniformes; Adrianichthyidae
Source: RefSeq, a predicted model, not a curated record
AUAAAAUUGUAUAAAGGACCUUAAUUGGAAAAGAAAAAUCUUAAUUGUGUUUGAUCAAAAUCAAGCUUUUUGUCGUCUUUGCCGACCCGUACGUAAAAAAAAUUACUUCCGUCUUUUGUUGUCAUGGCGCCGUUUUAAACUAAGCUUCAGUAAACAUGUACAGCUUCCCUUCUAAACUAUAUUUAAUUCCGCCUAUAAACAGUAUAUUCAUAUAUUAGAACACAAUAUAUUAACCGGAGACGACACGACAUAACGGAGGAGUUUGGGGUAAAGAUACCGUUUGCUAAAUCAACCUAGAGACGAGGUUACCCUUGAUGCUAGCUAACGCAUUACCACCACUAGUCAAGAAUAGUUUUAUGUUUUGUCUGGAUUCGAGGAUGUUUACCCUAAAAUGACCACACAGCACGUGCAGGCCGGACCUGUUAAUUCCCUUGGACAGGACAAUCUAAAUAGAGCCUGGGUUGCCGUUAACCUCAACGUAAACGUUGGAGAUCCUGCCAUCAUCAGAACGACGAAUAAGCUUUUGUUUAAUGAAGCCAUCCCAGCGAGUGCGAUCAACCGUGCUACCAGAGUCGGCCCUCCAGCUCCAAUUGUGAUUGAAAAACUUCUGCCGCGGACAGAGGAGGCUGAGAAUGGGAGAAGCAGCAGAAGCUCCCUCGGCUUCACAGCGCUCUCUGAGGAGAGGCUUCAGGCGGCUGUGAAGUUGGCCAAAAAAGAUCUGAGACGAAGGCGCUUUGAGUCACAUGCUAACAUUGGAUUCAAACCUCUGCAAGAGAUCUCCUACUUUGAAACAAGUGAUGUGGAGCUACUUGAGGAACUAGCAGCCAGUCCAAGCAAAACAAAGUUAAAAGUCUCAAGUCCAAAAGAGAAGGUAGCUCGACCGGGUACCAAGCAGCACAUUUCACAGAAAUACCCGGCUUCGUCUUUGCCUCGUGCUGGCCAGUCCCCUCCAACCAGAGACUCUGGCUUAGGCCAAAAAAAAGGAGACAAACGGACACCUCUAAGCCAAGAGAUCCAGAAACUCCAAAACGAACUGGAAGUGUACAUACAGAAAGUAGAAGAAUUGGCUAACAGAGAGGAGAACGUGGAGGAACCGUUUGAACCUGAGGAGCAAACCAAGUUGGAAAUGCGAAGACAGAAGCAGGCGGCCCGCUCAGCACAAGUCAUUUAUGUCCUUCAGCAACAAGUAAAAGAGAUACGACGAGAUAUUGAAAAUUUAAGAGCAGACAAAACAUGGGACACUAAAAAGGCCAUCGCCAUAAACAAGCUUGCAGCUGCUCACCGUGGAGCUCUCAGAGCCUUACAGGUUAUUAGCCACCAGCUCUCAGAUGUGUCUCAUAGCAAGGUGCCCCCUCACUGCAAAGAACUCGGGCAGCUGCUUCGCCAGCUGUCUUUGUGCUCAGCAAAAGUCGAAGUGGACCAGGAUUCAGCUGUGCCUGGAAUUGCUCUAGACAUUCUGCAGAAACUAGAGGUCAGAAGCAUAAAUUACAAUCCUACUUUGGACUCUGUCCUCAGCAAACAACAUUUGCAUGAAAAGAGGCAGAACCAUGCAUACUCUCCACAUAGGAAGCUACCUCAUCGCAGCAUGUCACCCUCCCCUGCACCCAAGGGUCCCAGCAUGUCAGCUGCUGGAAGACCUCCCUUAAAGCCCAAAAGAGGUUUCCAUGGAGAAAGGAGAAUGGGACCUCACACUUCCAGAAGAACUUCUCCCACUUCUCACCAGCCUGUCAGGAGGAGAGAUGCUCUCCACGUUGGCCUGCGCCUCGUCGCCCAGCAGAGGGAGCUAAAGAAGCUUCAGGGACGAGUUAAGAAAAACGCUGCCUCCAGCAAAGAGCAGCGUCCAGAAAAGAGAAAGUCUCAUAUUCCAGGCGCAGGCUUCCAGCAGCCCACGGUUUCCUCUCGGCUCCGAGUGAACCAGCUCCCUGAAAAGCAACACUCAGUGCCCUGGAUUCCAACAUCCCCCCACUCUCCACCUCCACAGCGCAGAUCUCCUCAGAGAGGGAUAUCAGAGCCUCGCUGCCUCUUCUCUCCAGUGAAGCCCCCACUGAGCCCCCCAAAGCAGCAGGUGGGGGGUGGAUUGGACACAGAGCUGACUCUGAGCCCAACUAAGGCAAAAGAAGCCCAGAACGAAGCAUUAAGGAAAGCUUGGCUGGAUAAGUUGACUGUGCAGAGACAGAAGGAGCUGAAUCAUUUCACUAUAGAAGAGGCUGAACGCAUCCAGAGGUUAAGGUCUGAAGUCAUCUCAGCUCAAACAUCUGACAAAGAGAAGACGAGCAAAGAGAGGACCCGGCCUCUUGUAAAGGGUCCUCAGACACAUUGUCCUGCUCAGGCGGCGGGCGGUGCUGAACGGCUCAGCGAGGCGCUCCUGGAGGAUCUUUCGGAGGACACGGCAGCACGGGCAGCUGAGGCAGACAGACGGUUUGAGGGCCUGGCCCUGUGUGGGCUGCCAGCCUCCACCCUGGAGAGCAUGUUGCUUCGUAUGGAGGAGAUACAGAGAGAUGAGGAGGAAGUGAGAAGACGAUUCGCUUCUAUCACCUACUCAGACCCUCUUUACUGGAACCGAGAAGGAUCCCAGCGCCGGGUCCCGGGCUCCAGGCCAGCCUCUCCACAGCCAAUUAGAUUCACAAGGCCAGUGUUAAAGCAGACUUCUGCAGCUGACAUUGUCCUCGAGAAACCCUUGGAUGUUGGUCACGACUUCCUGUUUGAGAGCAGCCUGACAGACCAGGCAUCCCAAUCUGAACAGGUACCCACGAGCAGCACCGUUACCCGCAGGCCGCUGGAGAGGAGCAAAGGGACUGUUAUCUCAGUGCCAAGCAGCAUGCUGAGAAGCAUCCGCCACUACCAGGACAACUACGACACCUUUGUGCGCUCUAAGGCUCAUGAAGCACCUGGCGGCUUCAACCCCUGGGCUGUUGCAGAAAGCUUGGCAGAUGAGUUCCUGUCGGAGGUGCUGGAUGAUGUAGCCACAGAGUUCCAGGAUGUGGUGGAGGAGUACGCCGAGGCCGUCUUCACUUCAGAGUUCCUGCAGCCGAUACAGUCGCCUCCUGCUUCAACUGCAGCUGUGGUUAGGCAAUAAGUUUAUGGAUCAAUGGUCUAGCAAGACCAGGAAUAUUUAUUAUUUUUAUGGAUUUUUUUAUGUUCUCAGAGUGGAUAUUUCACUUAAGAAUAAUGUCUUUUUUAAAGGCUGCAUCAGGUUAUUUGGAUUUCAGGUGUUUAUUUUUUUUUUAUCAGAAAGCGCAGCAGAUGGAUGAAUUGCACAGGUAACAUUGAUUUCAUUUCUAUUUGUGGUCCAUUUUUAUCUGUGAUUGAACUCUGCUGGGCAAGUUAGUUUAGGGUCGAUAAGCUUGGAGAGACCAUUACAACAUUACAAAGGAUUAGAAGAUUACAAGCCUCCCUUCAGACAUGCUUUAAAGUUCUCAGAGGAUUUUUCACUCUGUUUUCUUCUACAUUGAAUUAUGGAAAUAUAUUAAUUGCAUCCAGUCUUUGUCAAACAUUCUUCUGAAGUAUGGUUUGUUUAAUCUGUUGUAACAUAAUGUCCUCUCUUUGCUUUAAUGUCCAAAUAAAAGGGUGUCUGUGCUGAAUAACA